This is a messenger RNA of Xenopus tropicalis (tropical clawed frog), 2067 nucleotides long. RefSeq names its product P2Y purinoceptor 2. The transcript is spliced from 2 exons. Gene Ontology annotation, biological process: signal transduction; G protein-coupled receptor signaling pathway; transepithelial chloride transport. Gene Ontology annotation, cellular component: plasma membrane; membrane. Lineage: Eukaryota; Metazoa; Chordata; Amphibia; Anura; Pipidae. Bases 305 to 1441 code for a protein of 378 amino acids. Gene Ontology annotation, molecular function: G protein-coupled purinergic nucleotide receptor activity; G protein-coupled receptor activity. The record is from RefSeq and is a predicted model, not a curated record.
UCACACAUUAUUAUUAUUAUUAUUUUUUUUUUUAUUAUUAUUUUUUUUCUUUAAUGUGUUACUUUAGGCCGCCAUUAUUCCCAGCACUCUACUGUUUCCCUUUAGGGUCCCCUUUUACUUUCUGCUUUGUACAAAUAAAGCACUAAAUCAUCUUCCUAUUGAUUAUCUGCUCCAUACAAAGCGCUGCCCUGUGUCGCUGUGACUGGAAGAGUUUUCCCUCGGCUGCUCCUAAUGGGCUCCCCGGCCCCGGCCCAUUAUACACAGGGAAUGACUCUCUGGCCAAAAUCAAUUGCUCGUGGCUCUUAUGCAACCGAGGAACCAGUUUCCCCGAGUGUCAUCUGCUCUUCCCACACUCUCAGCCGGGAUAAAGGUGGUGCCAGAACCUCUACGGCUGCUCCUGCUGGAACUGAUGAGCAACUGUACCUUACAGGUUAAUGAUGCAGCCCUUACUGCACCGGCGUGUAGCACCCCCUCUCCUUGUCUGCAGGGGCCCUGCCCUACUCCGGGGCUCCAGAAUGAAAGCACGCUGGAGGCCAUCGUAGGAGAUAGGAACGGGACCUACCGAUGUCUCUUUAAUGAAGAAUUCAAGUAUAUCCUCCUUCCUGUGUCCUACGGCAUCGUCUUCUGCUUGGGCUUUGUGCUCAACACCCUGGCCCUCUAUGUCUUCCUGUUCCGGGUUCGGCCUUGGAAGGUCAUCCACUUGUUUAUGUUUAACUUGGCCUUGUCGGACCUGCUCUACGUCCUGUCCCUCCCGCUGCUGGUCUAUUACUACUCCAAGGAGAACGACUGGCCUUUCAGCGAGCCCAUGUGCAAGAUCGUGCGGUUCCUGUUCUACACCAGCCUCUACUGCAGCAUCUUCUUCCUCCUGUGCAUCAGCAUCUACAGGUUCCUGGCCGUUUGCUACCCAAUCCAGUUCCUUCGCUGGGGUCACACACGUUGUGCAAGGGCGGCUUGUGUCUCCAUAUGGGUUGUGGUCACCGGUGCACAAUCUCCCGUGUUGUAUUUUGUCUCGACCAGCAACAUGGAGGGCAACAUCAUCUGCCACGAUACCUCCAGCAUCAGCCUCUUUGACCAAUUUGUCCUCUUCAGCACGGUGACCCUGGUUCUGCUCUACUGUGUCCCCUUCGUCGUGAUCCUGCUGUGUUACAGCCUGAUGGUCUUUACCCUCAUGAAGCCAACGGCCAAUGCCUCGCCCAACGUAGAGUCCAAAAGGAAGUCCAUCAGAAUGAUCCUUCUUGUCCUCAUCGUCUUUGUUGUGUGCUUCCUUCCGUUCCAUGUUACCCGGACCCUGUAUUACUAUGAGAGAAAGACGGACCUGGACUGUGGGACGUUAAACACUGUGAAUGUGCUCUACAAAGUCACCCGUCCCCUGGCCAGCGCCAAUAGCUUCAUGGACCCCAUUCUGUACUUUGGCGUCUGGAGGUUUAGGAUUAACAGGUAGUGAAAGCUGACUGGGUGCGGCAGAUUCCUUCAAGCCAAUGACAAGCAGCACCGCCAUGUUUGGGGCUGGACAAUAUGCCCAGUGCACCAUGGGGUUUAGGGUUCUAAGUACGGUGGCUGUAGUUGGAAAAACUAUGAGUAAAGCUUUGGGUUGUAGCCUUACUCACUGACUAAUAUCACCCUAAGCAGGGUCAGACUGGCCCAUUGGGACCCCAGGAGAAAUGCCAGUGGGCCCCGGCCCUAGCCUGAGGCUGGAUUGGCACAGCAUGGGGGGAGAUUGCCAGUGGGUAGUGAUGUGCGGUGAUGGCUACAGUGGUUGGCCCUUGGGGUGUUGGGUUUUCUGGGGGUACCCCACUUGGAUACUGACCCUAAAUGAUUAAGGGUUACACCCCUAUUAUGCCCAGAUCAGGCCCCACUUUGCCCAAGAUCAGAGGCAGGUAGAUCAUGGGCAGGGUUUGGGGCAUAUGGUUGGAGCUGUGCUUAUAUGGUCCUGUAUGUUUGGCCUUAUAUCACCUGAUCUCUUAUUGUACUUCUGCCCCUGGGAAACUCCCAUCCUGCUGGUAAAAUACUAGGUGUGAUUUAUAUCUGAUAUACACGUGCGAUUUGUGUGGCAUAUUAUAUAUUAAA